Messenger RNA from Zea mays, 845 nucleotides. Its product is annotated as blue copper protein. Lineage: Eukaryota; Viridiplantae; Streptophyta; Magnoliopsida; Poales; Poaceae. Gene Ontology annotation, molecular function: electron transfer activity. The record is from RefSeq and is marked validated. Gene Ontology annotation, cellular component: plasma membrane. The transcript is spliced from 2 exons. The coding region runs from base 35 to 673 and encodes 212 amino acids.
GUGUUCUUGAUCGAUUAAGCUGUCCUCAACCAUCAUGGCUGCCAUUAUGGCGGCAGGUCUGGUAGUACUGGCACUCCUCGCUGCCGUCGCCGCUCCGGCGCACGCCACGGACUACGUGGUGGGCGACUCGGCCGGGUGGGCCAGCGGCGUGGACUACGCCACCUGGGCGAGCGGCAAAACCUUCGCUGCUGGGGACAACCUAGUGUUCCAGUACAGCGCGAUGCACACGGUGGCGGAGGUGAGCUCCGCGGACUACAGCGCCUGCUCGGCCAGCAACUCCAUCCAGUCCUACAGCGACCAGAACACCAAGGUCGCGCUUACGGCGCCCGGCACGCGCUACUUCAUCUGCGGCGCCCCGGGUCACUGCGGCAACGGCAUGAAGCUCGCCGUCACGGUCGCCGCCGCGGCCGCCACCACCACCCCGGAGACGUCCACGUCUACGCCCGCCGCAACGACGACGCCCACCACGACCAACGCUGACACGCCCAACGCUGACACGCCUCCGGAGACGUCCACGUCUACGCCCGCCGCAACGACGCCGCCCACCACGACCAAGUCCACGUCCACCUCGAGCACUAGCAGCACUGGUGCUGCCUGCGGUGGGGAGGCCCGGCUCGGUAUGGGCAUUUUGGCCGCGGCCGCGGGCCUCGCCGGGCUCGCCCUGAUGGGCUAGGCUAGGCAAGAGGCAGUGCUGUUUCGGUUUUCCUUAUGUCCCCUGCUUUUCCUGUUGGUUGCAGCCCUGUAGCCCAUUGUGUUUACUGUCUACGCACCCUCCUCCAUUCACGUUUAUGCUCACGAUGGCUUGUUCGAGGCUCCUGCUGAAUACAUGUACGAUCAUUCUUACU